AAUCCCGUGUCCCAUGACAAAGAAAUCAGAUUAAAUUUAGAUUCCUCGUGGGCUUUAAAAGAAACCUAGAAUAAAGAAACAGAACGAAGCUCGGCGUGAUGGGCACCUGUAACUAAGAUUAGAUUACUGUACACACUGUGACACGUAGUAACCCUGGAGGCGGUAACAGUAGGUAACGAGAUCCGGUAGCCGUCAUCAGGUAUGGUACGGAACGCGGCGCCCAAAAAGCAAGAAUUCCUUACUACUACAGUACCUACUCAUGUCGGACUCUGCAGGGAAGGGAGGCCUCUCUGAUCGCCCCAAAGGACGAUCCAUCCACACUUUCGUCCUUGGCCCACGUUGUCUGGUGCAUGAAACCGUCCGCGUGCACAGUGGGUCAAGAAUGACAGGCCGAAUUCUUCACACCCCUGGAGGCCCUCUGCUGUGCUCAUCUUAGGGACUCCGUUAUCGCUUCUUACUCACCUCAAACUUUCAUUUCUCUUCCCUUUUCUCCCCUUCUUUUCUGGAACUGAACUCCAUUUGGUACAAGAUACACACGGACAGACGGAUUAACAGCUAAAAACAGGAAGUUGUUGCUGAUCCCGGAUCCAGUUUACUGACUAAAACGACUUGCUUCUCCCCGACCAGGAAAGGAAAAUAAAAAAGGGAAAAGAGAGAGAGAAGAAAAUUCCCCGCCCAACUUUUUUUUUGCCAUUUCUUUUUUUCUUUUUGAAUAAAUAUUUUCUUUUUAUUUUGAUUUUAUUUUUCUAGUUUUAUUUUAUUUUGCCUUAUCCAUAACACCCACCCCUCCACACCUGAUUUUAUUUUACUUUUUAUUUUUAUUUUCAAAAUUUUUUUUUUAUUUGUA
Messenger RNA from Aspergillus pseudotamarii, 847 nucleotides. RefSeq lists its product as uncharacterized. Lineage: Eukaryota; Fungi; Ascomycota; Eurotiomycetes; Eurotiales; Aspergillaceae. Bases 260 to 436 code for a protein of 58 amino acids. The transcript has a single exon. The record is from RefSeq and is a predicted model, not a curated record.